Molecule: messenger RNA, 3761 nt
Organism: Manduca sexta (tobacco hornworm)
Lineage: Eukaryota; Metazoa; Arthropoda; Insecta; Lepidoptera; Sphingidae
Source: RefSeq, a predicted model, not a curated record
UGCUCUGACAAGCAGUGACUGUACCGUCGUACACAAAGAUGAUCCUGAAACCAAGGACCAAGGUACCAGCCAAAAUGACGAAAGCGGAGUCGUUCCUGACGCGCCGGAGGAAGAACAUCCUCCUGUUGCCAUAUGCAAAGAACAGUUUAUAGAGCAGGAGCCCUGCGAAAUGUACGACGACGCCCGGUCAUUCGGAGACAUGGACAGUCUGCCGGCAGGAGACGAGCUGGUACUCGGCGCCGCCGGCAGCGAUAGCGGAGGAGGGUGCGGACGAGCGCUCAGUAGUGGUGGUGGAUCUAGGUCAUGCGCGUCCAGUGUGGUAUCGUGCGGCUCGGGUUGCGGCUCUGAGAGUUCUUCCUUGGCCGGUGCGCCGCCACGGCCCAGACGCCGCGUUAACGUUAACGUCGCGGAGCCCAAGCGCUGCUCACCUGUCGGUUCCUCUACGCCUCGACCGGUCACUGCACCGCGCGGGCCCAACUUAGCCACACGCGAACGAGCUCGCAGCCGAGAGAAACCCACACCCCCCGAGAAACCACGUCCACUGACACCGAAGCCACGAAUUAGACCGACCGCCGACCUGCCGAACAUCAUUCGUGAAAGUCCAGCGUUGCGCGCUAAACCGACGAAGACGUCUACAGCCCGUUGCCGCACUCCCAGCUCGCCGAGCGAGGAGAAGAGGUGGCCGGCAAACGGACCGCGAUUAACAGCGACCACCGACGCCGGCGCCGCACGAGUCGCCGCCGACAAGUACGGAACACUACCGCGGCGGCGACGUGAUGCUGAUCCCGAAGGUUCUCCAAAACACGAGGGCACACCGCCCUCUUCGAGGAGACCCACCGUGUCGCGAUCUUCGUCCUCACGGUCCACCAUCAAAACAAGAGUACGGAUAUAUGCCGAAAAGACUUCGCAGACGGUGCUCGUCGGGACGGACAUCGAGGCAGCGUUCGCCGGCGUCGUGCCCAACAUCGACAGCCGCGUGGAGGUGAGCCGGUGCCACCGCGGCGUGCAGGCGAGCGCGCGGGACGCGGAGGCGGCGCGGCUGGCGGCGGCGCUGGGCGCGGCGCAGGCGGAGGCGGCGCAGGAGCGUGCGCGGCGCGCGCUGGCGGACACGCAGCUGCAGGCGGAGCGCGCCGCGCGCCUGGCCGCGCUCGCCGAGCUCGAGCGCAACUCGCGCCGGCUGCUCGACCUCGCCGGCGCCGGCGCCGGCGGCGCGGGCGGCGGCGCGGACGCGUGCCUGCGCGCGCUGGAGGAGCAGCUGCGCGCGGCCGGCGACCUCGCCGCCCGCCAGCGCGCCGAGAUCGACUCCUUGCGCGACACCUGCAACACGCUGCACGCUGAGGCGCACGGAGCGCGCGCGGCGGCGCGGCUGGCGGAGGCGCGGCUCGCCGAGGCGGAGCGCGAGGCCGCCGAGAUGCAGGACUUCCUCGCCGCCGAGACCGGCGCGCUCAGCGACUCCCUGCGCGACGCGGAGGCCGAACUCACGCGGCUCAAUGCAGACCUCGACAAGAGGCGCGCGGAGUGCCGGCAGCUGGUGCGCAUGUGCGAGCAGCGGCGGCAGGAGGCGCUGGGCUGGGCGGCGCGCGCGCGCGGCGGCGCGGGCUCGGCGGGCGCCGCGCGCGCACUCGACGCGCUCGCGCGCCGUCUGCGCCGCCUCACCGCCGCCGUCGCCGCCGCCUACGCGCUGCCGCCCGACGCGCUGCACCCCACCGUCUACCACAACGACGUCUACAGCAGCCGCAGCGACAGUGGCGAGGCCGCGACGCCGGAGGAGGAGGGACGCGCUGCCCCCUCCGGUGCCUGCGCACGCGCCGCGCCGCCCGACGACCGCUCGCGUAUGUCCGACGACAACGACAACUCCGCUGACCUGCUCGACUCGGAGACGGAGCCGUGUCUCGUCACCGAUCCCGAAUACGCGGAAGAAUGGUGGUCUGGUGCUGAGGGUGCGGGCGCGUGGAGCGGCGACGAACUCUCGCCCGAGCGAGACUUUGCGGGAGAUAUCGAUAAAGAGGGCGAGUCGGCGUCUGCGUCGGAGCGCGAGUCGCUGCGCAACCUGUCGGCCGCCAUCGCGCUGCGGCAGCGCUCGGAGGCGGAGGACGUGGAGCGCGGCUGGCUGCUGCAGCGCGCGCUGGCGCUCGACGCGCGCCUCAGCGAGCUGCUGCUGGCGCUGCGCCUCGCCGCCGCCGCCGCCGCCGCGCAGCGCCACGACGACCCCGACGCCGCGCGCCUCGCGCACGCGCUCAGAGACAGGAUAGACAGCACGGAAAAGAACGCCGCAGACGUGGUGUUGAAAAAACUCGCCGAACUCGACGCGAGUAAGAACUUGAUGGACCACUACAGGCAGAGUGUCGAAACGCUCAAAAAGCGGCCGCCACAGUGCGAUGAACAGGACAACAUAGAAUUUAUCGAGCAGGAGUGUGUGGGCGCGGCUCGCAGUCCCGUGCAGUCGGCCGCGUAGUGUCCGCUCGCUGCACCUCGACAUGAGACUCAACGCCGGUUCGAGUUCCACCCAUCAUUAUACAGCAGCCGUGAAGUGCCAUCGACUCCCGUCCCCACGCAGUCGAUGGAAGCCAAAAUAUGUGACAAAAGUGACAUUCAUCAGUGCAAAACGCCCGUUAGGAUUUUCCAUUUGUGCAGUUCAUGGGAUAGUUGUUAAAUACGCAAACUAAUAAGUGUGAAUCCGUCGUAUUGUCACUCGUCCGAUCCGAAUUCUAGUAGCACUUCGUUAUAGUAAGAAAUGUUUGUUGAUAUGGAAUUGUGUGGACGAGCCGUUUCGUAGGUAGAAAAUGUUAGAUGAAUGUGUCACGUUGUUCGUAGGUAAUGUCACGUGGUUGGAAAUGUUUUGUCGGUAAUAAGUAUGAGUAAUUGAAUUCGAUGGAUCUCGCGCAUAAUUAAACUUUCAAAUGUUACUUAUAUACCAUUUGAAUCCUGUCUAAUCUUACAUAUUAUUUUUAUAUAACUUCCUUCAUUACUUUUAGAAAAUAUUCAUCAUUCCUAAAUGCAUUUAAACAUGUUUUCAACUAUAAAUUUCAGCAUAUUUAUGUGUGCGUGAGUUUUCGGCGCUGGAUCCAGAAUGUCUCCAUUUUAUCGAGUUCUCUAUCGAUAAUGUUUAUUACAUUAAAUACUUUACGAACAUGAAACUCUUUUUCAUGAUAUUGUAGUGUUGUCACGAGCCCGUCGAGUAAGAAUUUAUCGAUGAUAUGAAAAUGUCGUUAUGUUCCUUUGACUUGCUAGGGUAGGGCCGAGGGUACGUACGCUUUUGACAGUUCACGUGGAGAAGUACUACGAUGACGCACUGUGUUGCCAAAUAUUGAUAAAGAAAGCAUCCUAUAUUUAAUUUUAACGCAAUUAUUACGACGUGAACUGUCUUAAGGGUGUCAUCGCGGCAUGUUGAAGUAUUUUAAGUGCCAUUAGUGCUAGCUAUUGUAAUUACCAUGACGCUGACCUGGGGAUCACAGAGGUCUGUCAUCUAUUAACCAUGACACGCUUUCAUUAACACAUUGUAAGGCACGCAAUCAGGGAUAUUUAUUUUUGUGAUCUAGUCAAUUCGGAGUAUUAUUCCAAUAUACAAAUGUUUGAUCAAAUUUGAUUAUGAUUAACCUGUACAGUUCGUUCGAAUGUAUUUUUUAGUACAUCAGUUUUCUAUUCCGUGUGUUGAAAUAACUAUUUUCUGUAUUUAAAUGACAAUCAAAUCUAAACAGAAUGAGUAUAGAUAUAUUAAAUUUCCGCCUGUAUGUUUACGUUCAUGAAAUUGCAAGUGAAAA